Coniosporium apollinis CBS 100218 is the source of this 315-nucleotide messenger RNA. RefSeq lists its product as uncharacterized. Gene Ontology annotation, molecular function: structural constituent of cell wall. NCBI's taxonomy places the organism in Eukaryota, Fungi, Ascomycota, Dothideomycetes. Gene Ontology annotation, cellular component: fungal-type cell wall. The record is from RefSeq and is a predicted model, not a curated record. The transcript is spliced from 3 exons. The coding region runs from base 1 to 315 and encodes 104 amino acids.
AUGUUGAUGAAGAAUAUCCUCACUCUCCUGACCGUCGCAGUUGCCGCCUCUGCCGCUCCCGCUGCCGAGCCAGAGCCACAGCAGACGGGCUCCCAGCAGAACGUCUGCGGCAACGACCAGAGACUGAAGUGCUGCCAGCAACUCCAGACACAGCGGGUCCGGAACGGUAUCCCCGUUAUUGUCGGCCUCCAAUGUGUCGACAUCAAUGUGAUCAGCGCACUCAACCAGCAGUGCACCCAGAGGGUGGCUUGCUGCUCGUCCGGCAACCAGUCUGGUCUCGUCAAUAUCGGAAACGUUUGCGUCCCAAUCUUGUAG